Messenger RNA from Paramecium tetraurelia, 756 nucleotides. RefSeq lists its product as uncharacterized. The transcript has a single exon. NCBI's taxonomy places the organism in Eukaryota, Ciliophora, Oligohymenophorea, Peniculida, Parameciidae. The record is from RefSeq and is a predicted model, not a curated record.
AUGAAAAGUUCAAGGAAAUCACCUCAAAAGAUGAAAGCCUUUAACAUACUUCAUCUUGAACAUGUGGCAAAUCGAAUUGAUCAAUUGCUCAAUCCUACUUAAAAAGAGUAAUUUACUUAGAUAAGACAAAUCUAACCAGGAAUCAAAUUUGUCAUUAACAAUAAAUUGACUGCCUAUAAGUAAAAGCAAUCAGUUUUUGAUUAAAUAUAAUCAUCUCGAUCCAGUAUAAUUCAAACUCAAGACAGAUAAAGAAGGUAGAACAACAACUCUUCAAAAAGUUCAUCAUUUUUGGAAAAAAAAAUAAAUUAAUUAAAAAAAGAACUAGGCGAUUUAUAAAAAGCCAGACUAUUAGAAAAAACUAAACCAAUGUAUUCUAUUCACAAGAUGGCCCUUCAAAACAAUCUAUAAGAAAUCCCUUAGGAAUAAAAAUUGUUGAUUAUAGACAAGAAACCAUAGUCAGCCAGAAAAAUAAUCGAUAAAUCUAUUGAAGAAUAGAAUGGUCCCUACAAGAAGAAGUCUUAAUAGCAUAUGUUUUUUUAGAACAUAGCUAUCGAAAACUCAUUGAAUAAUAUAGAUAUCAGUAUUCCUACGCCAGAAAUAAAAGCAAAAACGAGGGUAGUUCCUUCACAAUAAAGGAGUGUCAGCCAAGGAUUAAUAACAAAAUAAAAGAGGCCAAUAAAGAUGUGUAACAAUGAUCUUAUUGAAUUCAAAGGUUGGGAUGUCGAAGAAGAAGAUGAUUACUUAAGAUUAGGAUGA